Molecule: messenger RNA, 876 nt
Organism: Budorcas taxicolor (takin)
Lineage: Eukaryota; Metazoa; Chordata; Mammalia; Artiodactyla; Bovidae
Product: rano class II histocompatibility antigen, A beta chain-like
Exons: 5
Biological process (GO): immune response; antigen processing and presentation of exogenous peptide antigen via MHC class II; immunoglobulin production involved in immunoglobulin-mediated immune response
Cellular component (GO): MHC class II protein complex; membrane
Molecular function (GO): MHC class II protein complex binding
Source: RefSeq, a predicted model, not a curated record
AUGAGAUCCCAAGUCACCGGAUUGACUGGCCUUUCCCCGAGGGGUGGAAAGAUGAGGGUGACCAUCCCCAGGAACCCUGGGACUGUGGCUGGAAUGGUGAUGGCUGUGUUUCUGGUGCUGAGGAUCCCCGAGGCUCACUGCAGAGAGGCUCCGAAGAAUUUCAUGUACCAGUUUAAAGGCAUGUGCUACUUUACCAAUGGGACGGAAUACGUGAGGCUUGUGGCCAGACAGAUCUACAACAAGGAAGAGAUCCUGCACUUUGACAGCGACCUGGGCAAGUUUGUGGCUAUUACAGAGCUGGGCCGGGUGUGUGCUGAGAUCUGAAACACCCAGAAGGACCUCCUGGCGGAGUUUCGGGCCUACGUGGAGACGCUGUGUAGACACAACUACAAGGAGACGGUCGGCUUCGCUGUCCAGAGGAGAGUGGAGCCUACAGUGAUGGUCUCUCCAGCCGGUACAGAGGCCCUGAACCUCCAUAAUCUGCUGGUCUGUUCAGUGACAAAUUUCUAUCCUCGCCAAGUUAAAGUCAAAUGGUUCCGGAAUCAAUAGGAGCAGAUAGCUGGAGUUGGGUUCACACCUCUUACUCAGAAUGGGGACUGGACCUACCAGAUUCACAUGAUGCUAGAGACAAUACCACAGCUUGGAGACGUCUAUGCUUGCCACAUGGACCACCCCAGCCUCCAGAGCCCCAUCACAGUAGAAUGGCGGGCACAGUCUGAAUCUGCCCAGAGCAAGAUGUGGAGCGGAAUUGGAGGUUUUGUGCUGGGGCUGAUCUUCCUUGGUGUGGGCCUUUUUGUCCACUUUUGGGAUAAGAGAGGUAAGGCACCUUGGGAGAAAAAGGGGAAGACAGGCACUAGGCUGAAAUGCCUCUGUUGA